AGUAAACUAGUCUCAGCCUCCGAACCCCUAAGCCUCCAUUGAAUCCCUAAUUUCUGGUUUCGUCUCUUUGCCUCUCUUUCUUUCUUUCUUUCGUCUCUUUGCCUCUCUUUGCUUCUCUUUGCUUCUCUUUCUUUCUGGUUUCCUAGUCUCUUUCUUUGCUUCUCAGCUUCUCUUUCUUGCUUCUCUUUGCUUCUCAGCUUCUCUUUCUUUCUCUUUUUUUUUUCGUCUACACAACCAAGCAGAGCAUCACUCAACAACCCUUUUAUUCAAACUUCACUAUUUAUUCUUCUAUGUCGUCUAAAAUUAUGAAAAACCCGAAGAACCAUUUUUUCAGGAUCUGGGUUUUCACUUCCUCGCCUUUUUUCUUCAUGGAAAGCUGAUGGCACAACCGAAGUAUUGAUGAAGAAAAAAACUUAGAGGUGAAUUGGUUGAACUCUGAGGAAUAGUUUGAAUGAUCAAGUUGAAAAUGGCUACAAAUAUGACGACUGAUCAAGGUCCUGAUAGAAAUGGUACUGUGUGGACUAUAGAUCAGAAGCUUGAUCAACCCAUGGACGAAGAGGCUAGAAAGCUUAAAAACAUGUACACAGAAAAGAAGCUUUCAGCAGUAAUGCUUCUGCAACUUGCAUUCCAGAGCCUUGGAGUGGUAUAUGGAGAUUUAGGCACAUCUCCGUUGUAUGUUUUCUACAACACUUUCCCUGAUGGAAUUAAAGACCCAAAAGAUUUGAUUGGAGCUUUAUCUUUGAUAAUAUACUCGCUUACUCUUAUUCCGCUUCUCAAGUAUGUGCUAAUUGUUUGUAGAGCAAAUGAUAAUGGUCAAGGUAAAGUGUUCUCAACCUGGAAAGUUGAUUUGCCGAAGUUAAUCUUCUAA
Molecule: messenger RNA, 868 nt
Organism: Humulus lupulus (European hop)
Lineage: Eukaryota; Viridiplantae; Streptophyta; Magnoliopsida; Rosales; Cannabaceae
Product: potassium transporter 10-like
Exons: 3
Coding region: 452-868 (138 amino acids)
Biological process (GO): potassium ion transmembrane transport
Cellular component (GO): membrane
Molecular function (GO): potassium ion transmembrane transporter activity
Source: RefSeq, a predicted model, not a curated record